AAUACUUUCCUGCACUGUACUCACCUGUCAUUGGCCUUUGGUUGACCAUGGGUCACUGAAACUCCGGCAAGGGAAGGCGUGGAUGAGGGGGAACUAAGCACGUGACUUCAACAUACAUAAAAAUCACCUUAAAAGAAACACCACCGAUUGUUUCCAGGGCAUGGGCGUCUGAGAGGGCAGGGAGACACCGGGGAAGGGUGGUGGCUCCUCUCCGUGGCAGGAACUGGUCUGGCCUCCUGGCUCAGCCUGGGCAUGAGGCAGUCCUGGCCUCCCCCAGUGGGUUCGACAGUGACCUUGAGGUGUUCAUUUCAGUGUGGUUCCUUUCGGUCUCCCAUGGGAAGAGGGUGCUGAGUAGAAGGAAGUCAUUAGGAAGCCGGGGUGACGCUCAGAGUCUGUGGGAGCAGUCGGGCUGAUGAGCUGGGCGGAGCAGACCGCCUCCCUGUUCUCUGAGCGGGAGGAGGGCCGGGUCUGGACUGGGUUUGCAGACGCUCAGGUGGGGCUCAGAGCUUCCCCUGUGGGGCAGAGGCACCGCCUUGGCAGAUGAAGGCCCCUUGCAGGGUCUGGUGCCUGAAUCACAGACAGGACACGGAAAGUGGGGCAGGUGAGAGAAGGAGGGUGAGUGAUGUGAUUUUUCCCCUCCUGUUUUCCAGGAAAACCAAAAUGCUACGCACCUCUACCUAUGAUCCUUUUCUUAACAAUGCUUGUCUUGGUCUUGUUUGGUUACCGGGUCCUAAGCCCCAGAAGCCUAAUGCCAGGAAGGCUGGAACUGGAGGCCCGCAUGGCUGUUAGGGAACCGGGCGGUCUGCAGAGUGUCGCAUUGCCAAGGAUGGUCUACCCCCAGCCACAGACGCUGACACCAUGUAGGAAAGACGUCCUUGUGGUGACCCCUUGGUUGGCUCCCAUCGUCUGGGAGGGCACCUUCAACACCGACAUCCUCAAUGAGCAGUUCAGGCUCCGGAACACCACCAUCGGGUUAACUGUGUUUGCCAUCAAGAAAUACGUGGCCUUCGUGAAGCUGUUCCUGGAGACGGCGGAGAAGCACUUCAUGGUGGGCCACCGGGUCCACUACUACGUCUUCACCGACCAGGCGUCCGCGGUGCCGCACGUGGCGCUGGGGGCCGGCCGGCAGCUGUCGGUGCUGGAGGUGCGCGCCUACGAGCGCUGGCAGGACGUGUCCAUGCGCCGCAUGGAGAUGAUCAGCGACUUCUGCGAGCGGCGCUUCCUCCGCGAGGUGGAUUACCUGGUGUGCGCCGACGUGGACAUGAAGUUCAGCGACCACGUGGGCGUGGAGAUCCUGUCCCCGCUGUUCGGCACCCUGCAUCCCGGCUUCUACGGAAGCAGCCGGGAGGCCUUCACCUACGAGCGCCGGCCCCAGUCCCAGGCCUACAUCCCCAAGGACGAGGGCGAUUUCUACUACCUAGGCGGGUUCUUCGGGGAGUCGGUGCAAGAGGUGCAGCGGCUCACCAGGGCCUGCCACCAGGCCAUGAUGAUCGACCAGGCCAACGGCAUCGAGGCCGUGUGGCACGAUGAGAGCCACCUGAACAAGUACCUGCUGCGCCACAAACCCACCAAGGUGCUGUCCCCCGAGUACCUGUGGGACCAACAGCUGCUGGGCUGGCCCCCCAUCCUGAAGAAGCUGAGGUUUGUGGCGGUGCCCAAGAACCACCAGGCAGUCCGGAACCCAUGAGCAGGUGGGCUCUGGGAGGGCUGCGGCAUCCCCAUCUGCCUCCCACCCUUGGUUUUAGAAGAACGGGUAAAGUCCACUUUUUUUUUC
This is a messenger RNA of Sapajus apella (tufted capuchin), 1774 nucleotides long. RefSeq names its product ABO, alpha 1-3-N-acetylgalactosaminyltransferase and alpha 1-3-galactosyltransferase (gene ABO). Gene Ontology annotation, cellular component: membrane; vesicle; Golgi apparatus. NCBI's taxonomy places the organism in Eukaryota, Metazoa, Chordata, Mammalia, Primates, Cebidae. The transcript is spliced from 6 exons. Gene Ontology annotation, biological process: carbohydrate metabolic process. The record is from RefSeq and is a predicted model, not a curated record. The coding region runs from base 680 to 1687 and encodes 335 amino acids. Gene Ontology annotation, molecular function: glycoprotein-fucosylgalactoside alpha-N-acetylgalactosaminyltransferase activity.